AUGAACCAGCUGCAGGAUCUGGGGGCAGAUGCUUUGUGCAAUAUGGUGGUCUUCGCGACGGGAGCGGAGAUCGUGGCACUUCUCCAAACGGCGAGGUGCAUUCGGGCAACCCUGGUGGGACCUUUGGCGCGGAAGCACUUCCAAGCCAUGAGCGUUGCGCGGUGGGGGGAGGGCUGCCGCUGCCAGUACGCCGUCGCCGCUGCCGGGACGAAACUCCCCCGCGCCGCCGCAGACGGGUCCGACUUCGACCACCACCACGGCGGUACCGGUGCUGGCGCCCGCAACAGCUACGCCGCCGAUAACGGGGACGGUGAUGAUGUUAGGAGCGGCGACAAGCCUCACACCACAGGCAACAACAACAACCACUCCCCGGACGAAGAAGAAGGAAGAAGCGAUAGUGGCGGUGGUGGCGGCGCUGAUUGGCUAGCGUUCUACUUGAGGCGCGUGGGCCACCGCGCAGCUCGGCCUUCUCCGCUCAAUCUCCUCCAGGAGCAUUACGCGAAGGACGCAUACCACCUCUUGUCAUGCUGCAUCCUUUGCUCCCGCACCAGCGGGGGGGACACCGUGAAAGACGCGGUUAAAGCAUUUUUCGAGGCUUGUCCCACCCCCACCAGCGUUCUGGCCGCGGACCUGGGGGAUCUCCGCAAGACGCUGCUGCCGCUCGGGCUCAACAGGGAGUUGAUAAUAAAGCGCUUCGCCGAAGGCUUUCUCGCGUCGGCCUGGCACGACCCUUCCGAGCUCCACGGGUGCGGCCGCUUCGCCUCCGACUCUUGGCAGAUUUUCUGUCUCGGUAACCACCGACCGGGGAACCAGAGCGCCGCCGGUCGUCGGACGAAGGAGGCGUUACUACCGGCGGCGACGCCCUCGGCGCCGGCGAACCCGCCGCCACAACAACGGCCUCGAGCACCAACAACAAGAGACGCCGGAGGACAGUGCUAG
Messenger RNA from Ectocarpus siliculosus, 939 nucleotides. Lineage: Eukaryota; Phaeophyceae; Ectocarpales; Ectocarpaceae. The record is from the annotation of a GenBank genome assembly.